CAUUAUUUAUGUAUAUCGUAUACACAUAUACAUAUACAUAUAUAUAUAUAUGUACACAUCAUUUAAAGCGGCUUAUGAACAUGAUUGGCCAUUCGGUUUCCCGCUUCUAUACGGACGCUGUGCGUCUAGCUCGCUUGCACACGGCGAACGAGAUGUUCGACAAUCGACUCGCCGCGAGGAUGUUCGCUGGCCGUGCACACCAACAGUGCGGAACCGUAAAAUCAUUAUCGAUACGUAUCCAGAGAAUGGUAACCUGAGAACCCCCGCCGAAUCGCGCACUAUCGUCGAGAUAAAGUGAGGUUAUGUUUACGCGCGCCUCGCGAAACUGGCCCCGCACGGAGUAGAGAUGUCAGUCGGCCGCGGCGGAGGAACGCUUUGAAUUUUCGUUAUUAUUUUGCCGCGCCAUGGAGUCAGUGCGCGCAUUACACCAUGGCUUCAAGCUGGACGAGCUCGAUGACGACUGGGUCAAGUCGAUCUGGGACGGCGAGUUCGUCACCUACGACGAGCCGCCCGACGAGCACGCGGAACACCUGGAGAGCGACGAGGCGCGGCUGCAGCUGCGCGAAUCCCGGCGUGCGUUGGGCACGUGGAUCACCGAGAUGAACGGCCGUGAGUACCCGUCGGAAUACUCGUGGCAGGCCCUGAUGACGCUCAACGUCAACGUGCGCGGUCUGCUUGCCACGCUGGGUUACAUAAUGCGAACUGGUCAGCGCACCGAGACCGACGAUGCUUCCAGGCAGGCCUGUCUCGAGGCCACGAGUCUCUACUUCAUGCUGCUCGCGAUACCUGGCAGCAACGCUUUCGGGAUCUACCAUGCGAACCUGUACCAGCGAGCGAUCGAGACGCUGAGGCUGUCGGAGGGCCUGUUCGGCGCCGUCAAGAGGAGAAACAGCGAGAUGGACAUCGACGACGAUCUGUCCUCGGAUCACUACGGUCUGCCGCAUUCCGAGAGGUCAAGGUUCGUGAAGGGAUUGAACGAGGUCAUCUCCAGCCUGGUCGCGAUGCUAAAGUCGUUCCGGCUGAAAGAACACGCGGACACCCUGGACGUGACCGUGCGCACGCUGCUGGACAUGACGCGGCUAGAGGGCUGCGUCAAGCCUGACAACGGGACUACGUCGCUGUCGCAGAACGCGUACGCGGCUCUGCGAGAGCUGUGCAGCAACAGUCACGGCACGGUCAUCUUCACCAUAAUGCUGAUAACGCAAUACAUGCUACCGCGUUUGCUGUACCAUCACGCAAACUCGCAGCCCAAGUCCGCGAUCGUCGUGCACGAGGCGAGCAUAUGCUUCCUCAAGAGCUUGCUGAAGAGUCACGAGAAGGAGGCGGUGCCGGGGAUCGUAACGCUGAUACACCAACUGAUGAUCCAGUGUCCAGAGAGACUGGAAGGACGCCAGAAGCAAGCGGCCGUCCUGAUAAAGCUGCUGAACGUGUGUAAUAGAGGCGUCUUCACGAUAAUCUUCAAGGACUUGAUAGCGUUUUGCUACAACAGCAAGAUAUCCUGCAGACUGUUCGCGCAAGAGAUCGUGGGGAAACUUCUGACGGAGCCUUCCUUAUCGAAUCACUUGGACUUGGACGAGGACACGAGGAUGAAGAUUAGACGAACGCUGGUGGCCGUUGUGUCGUCCCGUUGCAUGGACCGCUCGCCGUUAGUGCGAGGGAAAGCCAUGGCGACGCUCGCUUCUUUCUCCGACUGCCACGACGACGCUGAUAAGAGCAUCCUGGAGAGCGUACUCGACGGCUCAGCUCCGAGCAAAGCGCUUCCUACGUUCGAUGAUCUGAAAAGGGCACUGUCAGAGGAUACCGAUCCCUUACCGGGAUCAGACACGUUCGUCACGAUGCUGCUCGACAGGGUGUACGACGAGCGAGCGUUGGUGCGGCGGAGCGCACUGAAGAUCCUGCGAAACCUGUCCGUCAUAUUUCCACCGUUCGCGAAUAAAACGACGCGCGUGAUAAGCGAUCGUUGCAGGGAUCCCACGUUGAUAGUGCGCCAGUUUGCGGUGCACGUUCUCUCCGAGAUCCUCGAACGAUUCCCCCAUGACUCGGAUCUCCUGGACGAGUGGAUGCGUGCGGUCGUGCCGCAGAUAUACGACAUUGAGGCUAAGGUGCAGGAGAAGGUACUGGAAUGCCUGCAGAGCCUGGUGAUCGGCAGGAUAACGAGUGCUUCCACGUACGUGCCGGACGCGGCGGGUGCCCUGCCGUGGAGGAUCUUGAACCGACUGAGCGAGAUGAGAAUGCGGAAACACCUGUCGAAGGCGUGCAGCCUGUGGGCGAGGAAUGGCGUCAUCAGCAAGUCCGUGAUAUCAAAUUUGCAGUCGCACAUUGGCACGGAUAACACCGUAGCCGCGUGGAUACUGCUGGCCGCUCUGACCGAGAACACGAAGAUUCCGGAUAUAGACAAGUACAUCGCGGAUUACAAGCAGGUCAUACAGAAGAACGAUUUCCACGCGAGUCUGGUGCUGCAGGUGCUGAGGAACACCUGGUCCGUCCUCGAUUCCGCCUAUCUCGAGGACCUUCAUCGACAUCUCUACCGGUGCGUUCGUCUCUUCGAGAUCAAUUUUAAUCUGGUCAGCAUCUGCCUGGACAUCGUGUACGGUGUGCUGCGACAUUUGCACGCAGCGGAUAGGAGUAACCAGGUGAUAGAGCUGAAGAUGGUGGAACUGAUGAGAGCGUCCGAGGCGCAGAUUCAAGACCUGUUCAGGGAGGAUGAGGAGGAUUGCGCGCAGGAUUCCACGCUGAAGAUGCGAGCUAUAUUCACGCUGGGCCACGCGUCGCUCUUCUGCACCAGCAGGGUCUCCUGGUCGACCCUGCGCGGUCUGGAGAGAUUGUUGGAGCACUGGGACUCACUGCCGGAGUCGGUCAGGGAGAUGAAGGACUUGCAGGCAGCCGUGGUGAUAGUACUCUGCCAGCAGGCGCUGAGGGAUCGCGAGGUCGCGAAGGAGGUCACACCGAUAUUCGGCAACUUGAUGCGCCAGGAGACGAGCUCGGACGAGCCGAGGAGUACCGCCGUCAAGAUCAACGCGGCGAAGGCGCUGGCUGAUAUUUGCGUGCGGUUCACUGCCCUGGUAGAGCCAUACUUGCCGGACAUGUGCAUCAGUAUGAAGGACUCAAAUCCGGCGGUGAGGGAGACGAUAGUAGUGAUAUUCAUCCAACUGCUGCUGGAGGAUUUCAUCAAGAUGAAAGGACCGUUUUUCUUUCACAUAUUGACGAUGCUUUCAGACGCGAACAGCGAUAUACGCGAAUUGACCAUCUUCCUGGUAGAGGAGCGACUUCUGGCGAAGAACAAAAAUCUCAUCUCCCAGCAGUUCUUGGAAAGUAUAUUUCACUACAACAAUUAUCAGUCUCAGGGUAGAUUCUGCGGGCACCGGAUGCACGAGCGCGAGAAGAAGCUCUUGACACUGCCGGGAAGAGCGAACGCGGCCAAGCGCAACGUCAUUUACGAGUUCAUGCUCGAGCACCUGGACGCAUCCGCGAAGCUCGAGCUGAUGGUGAAACUGACCAAGUACAUACUCCGCGAGAUAUGCGACAGUGAUUCCGUCGACGUUACGGUUGACGAAGGAGCGUGUGUUCUGCGGGACACGGUGUUCAUACUCGGUAACAGUCGGCUACAGGUGUCGUCGUUGUCGUGCGAGAAACACCGAGAUGACGUGCCAGAGCUCGACGAAACAAUUUCCCCGAGCGCACCGAGCAACAACGAGCGAGCAGCGAUGAACGCCCUCGUAGCGACGAUGAAGAAGCAUCAUUUGGACAAUUUGUUGCCUACGUUGAUCCCGCUCAAGAAGAAAUUGGCCGCUCUGAAAUCGUCCCUGGAGGACGACGUAGAGAGUCUGCUAUUCAAAAUUUAUUCGGAAUAUGAAAAGGAGCAUCUUCUUAGUUUGUUAAACGAAUACCCUGAAUUGGAAAAAGAAAUGGAUCAUUACCAACGGAGAUCGAAGGAUAAGAUUUUAGAGACUGAUGACGGCACACGUUCGCCAUCCACCGAUAAAGAUUCGUUACAAGAGUUGCGUAAGCGACCGACACCCCGAGUUCUACUCCACCGUCUCUCACCCUCGGCCUUAUCGGGCAAAAACGUUGGAUCCGUGCCGAAUGACAGAGCGAUAGAUUCGAGUAAUCACUUGCAAAUUACGGGACCUUACGAUACGUUCGUCAAGAGCCCCUCGGUACGUUUGGAAAGACUGUUGCUGACACCAACACCACCGCCAGAGCCUUCCGACAUCAAUACGCCCACGUCAACUAAGAGGAAUCUAGACGAAUCGUGUCUUAAUGAUUCUCGCCAUCGGAUAACGCGUACGAAAAGGCCAGCGAGCGAGGAAGUCUUCCCGGACGCGCGCAAAAGAUUGCAAGAGCAGCGCGAACCAACGGCGAUCCCAAUCGACGAUGGCACGAACGCUGUCGGGUAGAAUCGUUCGUAAACUCCGCGUGAACUACCUACCUCGUAACUUGCGUUGCACGUGAAAAGCCGUCUGCGAGAUCGUGCACGUGCGGACCUCCAAUUCCUUCUGCAUGUCUGCGAGCACGUAAAUUAGAAUUCACGUUCACACUUUCAUCCGUACGGGCACUUACCUUUGUUCGUGUGCGAGAGGAUAUUGCCGUGCAGCUCCUUCACGAUAGAAACGUUCUCGACCACAAGGUGGAUCAGCGCGCGGAUCUCCCCGACCUGCGUCAACACGUGGGCGUCUAUUAUACCGAGAUACGAGGCGCACGAUUCGACGAUUCGCGGCAGCGCUUAUGUAUACAUACUUCCUCGAGCAAUUCCUUGAGCUUCUUAUUCUGGGCAAUCUGGAGGUGCACAUCCCGCAGGAAUCCUCUGCCAAAGGUGCUGCUGUUACCACGGCUCUGAAGAAGUUACACGGUAAAGUUACGUGACAAUCCCACCGGCUGUCCGUUCGUCGAGUCCGUUCAAGUUACUCGUAUGCUCAACACUUAUUUGCGAGAAAGAAUGGCGAUAAACCUCGAGCUGAUUAGAGAACGGAGCCUUUCCUCUCCCGGCGUUAUUUGUACACGUGCGAGACAAUGCGAUUAACUGAUUAUCGGAUUCUUUCUCUCGCCUUGGCGCGUUUCGGACAGUUUCGAAGAGGAUAAAAGGGAAUACUAACGGCAAGUAAAUCAGACAUGCGAUCGCGAACCAUGAUGAUUAUUCUAUUGGAAUCGACAUGUAACUGAUAAUUCCGUAACCGAUGUACACGCGGUGUACGCCUCGUUAUCUCUCUUAUCAGUGCACUGCCGGAUAAAAUACAUUUUGCCGCUCACAUCGCGACCCGCAGUCGUACGUACAACGCCGUCGGGGAUGGAGCGCAGCGUUGCGAGCGUACACAUGCCUCCGACUGGUUGCGCGCGGCACGCGCGUAUUCAAAGCGAGAAGCGUAACGCGGCCAUACGUGGACCACGCUUUGCAUCUGAAAUGAAAUAGGAAAUGGCCACUUGGCAGCUGCGCGCCGCAGCAAGGCAAGGCCGAUAUUUAGCAAUUACAACUGCGCGUUUCUUCAUCUAAUUUAUUAAUUCAACCGGUGAGAUGAUACGUACGCUAAGUCGAUGCGAGAGCUUUGUUCCGUUUGCGCUCAUCGCUCGAGCAGUCGAUGACGACGCGCAGCUGGGGGAAAAAAAUUCAAAAUGCCAGGAGUGAUUAAUUUUUCUAUUCGCAAGGAUUUUUUGUUUUUCAUUUCCUGGCAAAUCGUCGAUUUCGUUUGAAAGAUAAAGUUUUAUAGAAAGACGACAAAUCUUUCGCAUCAACUUAGUAAGAUUUAUCAUUAAUUUAGAUUACUUAUAUUAUUAAUUUAGAUCAUUAAUUUAAAUUACUUAUAUAUUAUUAAUUUAUUAUUAUUAAUUUAGAUCACUGUAGGACCAAAAACUGCCAAUCACUUUUCCCUUAUCUCUAAGUUCAUUUAUGAGGCACAUUUUGAACACUACGCUAGAUUGUUUAUUACAUUAAAUUAUUUUUGUUAGUCGAAAUCAACGUAUUCCAUAUUUAUAAUGGAAUUGUUUUACUCAUGAGACAAAGGAUUAUUUUCGUAAUUCUUAAACUUGUCCAAGAAACGCGAAUAAUUUAUGACUCGCUGUGCUAAUUUUCAUUCUUCAUUACUGCGUGCAGUUAAUAAAAAAACUGCGUAUUUCGACACAUUCUUCGAACAUGGUAUUCAGCUUGAAGCAUAAUUUCAGUUCACCGUGUUCCGAAUACCAUGUGAACCGUUCUGUGAUAAUACGCGAAGCGGACCUGGCUAACGAUUUGUUGCGUAUGUAGAUAAGAGAAAAUUAUAAAGUACAUAAUAUAUAGUAUUAUUAUAAAAUAAAAAAGAGAAGAAUCAUAAAGAAGUACAAUUUGCAAUAUCAAUGCAGCUGUAAUUAUAAUACAUAAAUUUAUAUGCAAAUGUAAUAUAUUUCACGAAGAAACGAGGCAAUAUCGAAGUUGUUUUUUAAUGGGACGUAUAACAUACAGAUUUAUAUAUUAAUAGCAUUGUUCGCUCUCUUUGUAAAGUUCUUUAUUAACUUUUCGCACCUCUCUGUUAACAAUAACAAUAGAUUAUACUACCGAUAAAUCCGGUGCUGCGUGUUAGGAAGACGGCACGAGUACUUAUUACUUCGCUACGCGUGGUGCUAAAAUUAUCGUAAAAUAGUUGAAUAUCGUACCGAAGUAAAAAGUUUUCUAAGUAUCACCGUAAUCUGACUUCCGCGACGGAGGAGUUCAUAUACGUUUCGUUUUCGAUUACCGAGACUUAUUGCGUACGCGACACUGCGCGUUUCGCGGAACAUUCAUAUCGGCGCACCGAUAUUCCUAUUCCAGUAAAACGUAACUUAUUUCCGUUAAUUGUAACUUUCAACGUAAAUGUUAAUAAAAGCGUUGCAAAACCG
Messenger RNA from Ooceraea biroi (clonal raider ant), 6843 nucleotides. RefSeq names its product condensin-2 complex subunit D3. Gene Ontology annotation, cellular component: condensed chromosome, centromeric region; condensin complex. Gene Ontology annotation, biological process: mitotic chromosome condensation; meiotic chromosome condensation. Gene Ontology annotation, molecular function: histone binding. The record is from RefSeq and is a predicted model, not a curated record. NCBI's taxonomy places the organism in Eukaryota, Metazoa, Arthropoda, Insecta, Hymenoptera, Formicidae.